Andrographis paniculata is the source of this 1499-nucleotide messenger RNA. RefSeq lists its product as uncharacterized. The transcript is spliced from 7 exons. The record is from RefSeq and is a predicted model, not a curated record. Lineage: Eukaryota; Viridiplantae; Streptophyta; Magnoliopsida; Lamiales; Acanthaceae. Bases 36 to 1427 code for a protein of 463 amino acids.
UUAUUGUGUCCGUCCAUUCAUUCUUGUUCAGUGAAAUGGUUAUGGCACAGAGACAGAUUGCUCCUCCUCCCUUCUUCUCUUCCGUUCUUCCCGUAAAAAAUCACAAUCGCAAUCACAGAAGCUUUAGGUUUACGUUUCGCGUUUUCUACACACCACAGCACAACAAUUUCAAUUUGAAGAAGAGCUCCUACUCGAAAAUUUCAUCUUCGAAGGAGGAGGAAGGGGAGGAGGCGAUUAAAGUUGCAUUUGCGAGAGCAAAGGCAUACAAGGAUUCGACACAAUCCGCGCCCCUGGAGAUUAUUGAGGAGAAGAAGAAGAAGAAAACUACCGGUGGAAACGAUGAUGAUGGUGAUGGUGAAGGGAAGAAGGAUGUUCCUUUGGCUGUUAAACUUGCGAUGGAAAAGGCAAAGGAGUAUAAGAAGAACAAAGAGGAGGAUGCCAAUGGCGUCGGAGCUCAAACAUUUGAUUCAGCUUCAGGACUUGAAGAAAAGAUCGAAGAAAAUCUUGCUAAUAAGCUAUCUAUAAAAAGUAACAGUAAAAAGGGCGAACUUUCCGUUUCAAGUAUUGAUUUUGUGGGGCUCGGCUUCUCGGACAAGAAGACCGGCCGAGGUUUGCCCCCGGGUUUGGUUCCACAAUCGGACCCUUUUUCGAGAGGGAAGUUGCCUGAAGUGGAAAUACUCGUCGGCGAUGCAAGUAAGUUUGGUGAUGAUGCAUCGAAUUCAAUCCCGGCAAAACAAGAGGAUGUUGAUCUUUAUAAGCCUAAGGUUUCGACUUGGGGUGUUUUUCCAAGACCGAGUGACAUUUCAAAAACAUACGGAGGCGGGAGAACUAUACGCCCCGGUGAAGCACUUGAGUCGGCUGAGGAGAAGGUCAUCAAAGAAGAUCGAACAAAGAAGUUGGUGGCUGCCUACAAAAGCAAAAUUGGUCUAAACAUCGACCGGAAGCUGAAACUCGAAUGUGAGAAGGCAUUGAGCGAUGGCGACACAUUAAUGGAUCUUGGAAGAUUGAAGGAGGCGAUGCCGAUUUACGAACAAGUCAUGGGAAAAUUAGCAUUCCAGACUGAGCUCCAUGGAUUAGCAGCCUUGCAAUGGUCUAUAUGCCAAGACUCACUCAGCAGACCUGACGAGGCACGUGUGAUGUACGAAAAACUUCAAUCACACCCAAGCCCUCGCGUGAGCAAGAAGGCAAGGCAAUUUUUCUUUGGUUUUCAGGCAAUGGAAAUGAUGAAGGUUUCUAGCUCAACCGGUUCAUCUCUCGGCACUGGCUAUCAAAACUAUUUCGAAGCAUUUGUCGAGGAGAAACCGAAUUAUCUAUUAAAAGAGGCUCAAGUGGAUGAAGAUGGAUUGAACCAAGCCCUCCCAUAUGUUCUUUUCCUGGCUUCACCUAUUCUUAUGGUGUUGCUAAUUGUUGCUUCUAAGUUCCAAUAAAGUAUUUAAACCUCGUGUCGAAUGCUUAUACUUACAUUUAAAUAAGGUCGAAAUAUGAUACCGGAUUUUUUA